AUGGACUUCCUAAAUAAACGCUUUAGAAUAGGUAAAUGCUGUAUUAAAGACUGCAAAAGUUUUGAAUUGGAUCCGGAUUUAAUAAGUCAUUUUUCUUUUCCAAAGGACCCUUCAAGAUGUGCAGUUUGGAUGGACAAUGUUCAAUUAUGUCAUUUAAAUAAUGUUGAUGUAGUAACUUUGAACAAAAAGUAUCGGCUAUGUUCAUUACAUUUUGAAGGCAGGAUGUUUAGUAAUGAACAGAACAACCGUCUUAAGCCAGAUGCAAUACCAACAUUAUUUGAAGUUGUGGCAGAGGAACAUAUUGAUAAAAAUUAUGUUUUUAAUGACAAUGACAACGAAAAUAAUUGCUCACCGUCCUGUUUAACACCUGGUAUGCACCUUGUUUCAGAUGCAUCUUCUGUUUGUUCAAUUCUAUCAGAUUCAUCAUCAAUUACAAUAGAAACAUGUUCAUCCGAAUGUCAAACUCCAUCAUCAUUAACUCAUCGUACUCCACGGAAGAACGCACUUAGGAAGAAACUAAAUGAGGAAAUAAAGAAGAGAAGAGAACUACAAUCAGUGAUUGAUUCUCAUCGGCAGAUGGUUGACACAUAUUCUAUUGAAACGGCCCUUAAAGUGUGUGAGAAACAUUGCUCUCCCACAGUGUUUAUGCUGGUCAAGUCUCAAUUUGAAAAUCAACAGCGGAAACAAUGCGGACAAAGGUAUUCUAAUGACAUAAAGCAACUUGCUUUAAAUAUUUAUUUUGUAAGUCCUAAGCUUUAUAGAAUGAUGCAAAAAUCUUUGUCCCUUCCGGUUAGUCGGACUUUGAGAAGAAUCACUGGUAAAUAUGAAAUCAAUCCUGGUUUUAAUGAUUUUCUAUUUAAUUUCCUUUCGCUUAAAAUCAGUAAUUUUAAAUCAGAUUGGCUUGAUUGUGUUUUGUGUGCUGACGAAAUGGCUUUAAAAACUAAUCUGUUUUACAGGGUUAACAAAGAUAAAAUAGUUGGUUUCCAUGAAUCUUCUAACCGUAGAAAAUAUGAACCUGCUAAGUAUGCUCUGGUCCUUAUGAUCAGAAGUCUAAAUUAUGACUGGAAACAACCAGUUGCUUAUUUUCUUGUGUCUAGUAGCUGUACAGGAAUUGAUUUAAAGGACAUAAUUUUGUCAACAAUUUGUCGCCUGCAAAACAUUAAUCUGAAUAUUAAAGCAUUUAUUACGGACCAAGGCACAAAUUUUGUGCAGUUUUCAAAAAGCCUUUAUGUUUCCCCUAGUAAGCCUUAUUUUGAUGUAGAAGGAAAAUCAAUUGUUUACAUUUUUGAUCCUCCUCAUUUGAUUAAGUCAACCCGUAACAUGUUAUUUAAACAUAAUUUUAAAAUUAAUGAUAAUGUUGUUAAUAAAGCCCAUCUUAUUUCUUUUUACAAUCAUGACUCCAAAUGUAAUCUUCGAUUAGCACCAAAAUUGACGUAUGCUCAUAUAUACCCAGGGCCUUUUGAAAAAAUGAGGGUUUAUUUGGCUACACAAGUAUUUAGUGGAACUGUUGCUUCUGGUAUGUCGAUUGCUUUAGUAGCUGGUAUUUUACCGCCUUGUGCCCAAUUUACGAUAGACUUCAUAAGUGAUAUGGACAAGUUAUUUGAUAUAUUCAAUUCUUCCAAGAUUCCUAAAAGAAAAGAAUACAAUCGGCCGUUUAAGGGUACAGAAGCCCAAAUCAAUCAUUUAAAUAAAAUGGAAGGGGAUUUUAAAAACUUACUAGUAAUUCAUAAAUAUAAUGGUACAGAUGAAACUAAGCGGAUGAACUUUAUUAAUGGAUGGUUAAUCUCGAUAGCGGCUUUAAAAAUGAUAUGGAAAUCAUUAAAAGCAUCAAAAAACAAAGAUUAUGUCUUAUACACUGGUAGGCUCAAUCAGGACGGCUUGGAAAAUUUAAUUGGUUCCUUUCGCCUACAGCAAGGCAAUUGUUUGAACCCUACACCAAUCCAAUUUAUAUGGGCAUUUAAAAAAAUGCUGUAUUUGAAUUAUUUUCAGCAUUCACCUGGUGCAAAUUGUAUAAAUGAUUUUGACCAAAUAUUAUGCUCAGUUGAACCAUCCUCUAGUAAAUCUCUUAUUCUAGAAGAACCAAACAAAGAACUAUUUAUGUUUAAAGGUAUUGCUGUAGGUACAGUUGACUACAGACAUUUAGAUUUACCUGAAAUAAAUACAUUUACCUAUGUGUGUGGGUAUUUAAUGAAAAAAUGUCUGGAAAAACAUACCUGUGAUAUUUGUAUUGAGUAUGCUCGGUACCAAAAACAAUUGGAUAAAUCCUUUCUACUGUCAUUUAUGAAAGCAUAUUCUACUAAUAACCAUUCCACAUUUGGAAAUUUGAUGAUGCCAGAUGAUGAUUUUUAUAAUUUUAUCUUUGAGUUAGAGAAUAUAUUCAUCAAUAACUUUCCCUCUAUUGCCUAUGAGGAAGGCGUUGGGGCUAAGUUGAAAAUUGAUUUUUGUAAUGUACCGUAUGAUCAUCCCUGUGAAUAUUUUGAAAAAUCAUAUUUAAUAAAUUUAUUUACACGCUUCAGAAUUUUUACAGGUAUCAAAUUUUUAAACAGGGCUUUAGUUUCAGAGAAGAAAUUGAAAAAUAGAAAGUUAACUGUACUACAACAUUUAUAA
Molecule: messenger RNA, 2607 nt
Organism: Macrosiphum euphorbiae (potato aphid)
Lineage: Eukaryota; Metazoa; Arthropoda; Insecta; Hemiptera; Aphididae
Source: the annotation of a GenBank genome assembly